Molecule: messenger RNA, 1050 nt
Organism: Trichomonas vaginalis G3
Lineage: Eukaryota; Parabasalia; Trichomonadida; Trichomonadidae
Product: lipase
Exons: 1
Coding region: 1-1050 (349 amino acids)
Biological process (GO): lipid metabolic process
Source: RefSeq, a predicted model, not a curated record
AUGGCACUACUAAACAGGCUAACUUUCGAUUUUUUAAUAGAUACUAUCAAUCCAUGUGAUUCAGCAUCUCAUGGGAAGUUUGUUAAUGCUAAAAUUUUAAAUAAAUCAACAGUCGAUCAAAAGUAUAAACCUCAUUUCUAUGUAGUCGAUAAAGAAUCAACUCUCUAUAUUGUAACACGAUCAACCAGUUCGAAAGAAGACUGGUUGACAAAUUUUGAAGCUACAGAAGUGCAGUGUCAAUUUGGAUCGACUACAACACGAUGUCAUAAAGGAUUUUACAGAUCGGCGCAGUAUGUUUACAACAUAUCAAAGGAUUAUAUGAGUAACUAUACAGGGAAAAUUGUUAUUACAGGGCACUCUCUAGGAGGAGCUAUUACAAGCAUUGUAACUCAUAUGGCUUUAACCGAUCCUGACUUAGCUGAUAAAGAUAUAAUUGGAAUUGCAUAUGCUCCUCCACCAGCAAUGGAAUAUGUACCUCCAAAUAUUAGAUCCAAGCUUGCAGCUUUCAUGAAUUCAGAUGAUAUUGUUCCGAGAUUAUCUUAUCCUAACAUUCUUGCAACUUAUUAUGAUCAAAUUUCAAUUGGUGGCUCGGAAUUUCUCUCAAAAAUUAAAAAUGAUUUUCCGAUGCUUAGUUUUCUCACCACAAACAUGAAACAAAAGUUAAAUACAACUGUGUAUCAAUAUUAUCUGAAUAGAGACCUAUUUCAUGUUCAUUAUCCAUGGGGAACGCUUUUUCACUUAAAAGGUCUUUACCAGACGCUCAAUGAUACACAAAUAGAUCCUGUGUCAAUAGAUAGACUUGAAAUAUCAGAUAAUGCAACACUUGACCAUUAUCUCUCUAAAUAUCAGGAAAACAUCGAAAUCCUUUUUAAAGAUAAGCCAAACGAACAAUCAAAAGGAAAGGAUAAGGAUUUAACAAUAACUCUUUCUAUUACUGUACCAAUAAUUAUCUUAUUACUAGUGAUUGUAAUAGUUUUACUUGUAUUAUUAAUUAGCAGGAAUAGAAAAAUUGAAAAUAUUGAAAAAGAACUAAUUACCUCAGAUGUUUAA